This is a messenger RNA of Mobula hypostoma (lesser devil ray), 922 nucleotides long. It is a transcript of the gene timm10b, whose product is annotated as translocase of inner mitochondrial membrane 10 homolog B (yeast). The record is from RefSeq and is a predicted model, not a curated record. Bases 88 to 387 code for a protein of 99 amino acids. Gene Ontology annotation, cellular component: mitochondrial intermembrane space chaperone complex. Lineage: Eukaryota; Metazoa; Chordata; Chondrichthyes; Myliobatiformes; Myliobatidae. The transcript is spliced from 3 exons.
GCACCGGGGCCGCCGCCAGGAAGUGACGACAUCCAUUCACCUGUCAGCCGGGUCGCCCGGAAACCAGGGCGCAAAGGUUAGCGCAAGAUGGCAGCUGAGCAUGGACAGUUACGGAACCUGCGAGAUUUUCUGCUCGUUUACAACAAGAUGACAGAGAGCUGCUUCAACAAAUGUGUAACCAACCUGAACUACAGACACCUGACGCACAUUGAGGAGACCUGCAUCAGUGGCUGUGCCGGAAAGCAGAUCUGCACCAACCAUCGGCUGAUGAGCGCCUACAUCCAGCUUAUGCCGAGCAUCGUUCAAAAACGGAUGGCAGACCUUGAGAAGAAGGCCGCUGAGGCCACACCAACAGCGAGUGAGGAGCCGUCCACUGGAGCAGAGUGAAACACCCAACAUACGGCUGGAGAAUUCCAUCGUCGCAAGAAAGCGCAGGGUUGUCAGGCAGGAGCUGGCGAACCGUGACUUCUCAGAGGCCUCCCUCCUUCCUCUUCAAAUCCAUUCCCAUUCUGUCUCAGCAACAGACGAAACUCAAUUAUCGCUAACAGAGGCAUAGCUCUGCAGACCGGCUGACCCCCUUCCUGGCAUGGCCUGACUGCAAAGCGAGACGAGCCUUUGCAGUGACGAGAGCUCUGCGUAAGUGCAGACCAAAUGAUUGUAACACACUGAGGACAGUCUUCACAGAUCUGUCCAGUUUGGUUUCACGUGAAAUGUCAGCAACUGAACAAUAAAAUCCUGAGACCGGAAACCAAACAAGCGUCUGAGAAACUAUUACAGUGUAACACAACCUGUCUGGCUUCUGAGUGAGCGAUUUGCAAUUUCCAUUGCAGCUCCUGUCUGUGACAGGAGUGAGAUGCUGUCUGUGGUGAAGUUUCUGGGACACAAUCACUGCACUGAUCAACAAUAAAUGGAUUCAUUUCCA